This is a messenger RNA of Helicoverpa armigera (cotton bollworm), 783 nucleotides long. RefSeq lists its product as uncharacterized. The record is from RefSeq and is a predicted model, not a curated record. Lineage: Eukaryota; Metazoa; Arthropoda; Insecta; Lepidoptera; Noctuidae. The coding region runs from base 19 to 453 and encodes 144 amino acids. The transcript has 4 exons.
CAUCGUUUUGGUAGCAUCAUGGGUCGUUGUAACGUUUUUCUAAAUCUUUUUGUGUUUGUCACAUUGGUCAAUUUAUUUUCUCAAGCUGACGUCGAAGCAUACGAACUCUUUCGUUACAAUCCCAAGGAUUUGCAGCCAUAUACUUGGAAGUAUGUGUACCAACAUAGAAAGAAGGAUGAAGCUCAAUCUAAAGAGGACCACAAUGAAUAUGGAUGUAUCCCAGAAAGUAACGAAAAAAUAAGGCCCGACAGAACUCUACCACCCAGAGAUGGUGGAGAAGAAUACACUCAUGGUGAGAAAAGGGUGUCUUCUCAUAACACAAGAAUACCUGAAUUCAAGCAUGUGCCAACUAGCGCUGGUAUGAAAGUUUUCUACGGACGCCCCCUACCUGGACACAUAAUUGUCUUGCCAAACGUAAACAACGUUUUUGAUUAUCACGCAAAACCUGUCUAAAAUGAUGACGGACCACAUACUACCAGCACAGUUUAAAUAUAUUCUCUUAAACAGUUGUAAAUAUACGUACUAACGUUCAUAACAAUGUCACUCACACACGCAUAGUAAAAGCUCGUCGAUGCACAUGCGUGUGUGAGUGACAUUUUUACGAACGUUUGUACGUAGCUUCAUAACUGUAUAUCUUUAUUCUGUGCUGCUACGCAGGACGCUUCAGUGCGCGGCAAGAUGCGUAUAGACGCGUUGUGACACUACAAACUUUUAGUCUGUUAGUUGAUUUGGGCUCAUGAAUCAGUAUGAAGAUGAAUGGUAGUACACACGUUACAACGAUCA